AUGGGCAACGCCGUGCGAAGCCUCAUAGCCUUCAUCCCAUCCAAACGCUGCAGACGCUUCCUGGCGGGGGACCUGACGGAAAUGCCGCCAGAUGGGACUCUGGAUCUGAGCGGCCGUCAGUUACGCCGCCUACCCGUCACCGCUUGCGUCUUCGGCGAACUAUCCAAGCUCUACCUGAGCGGCAACAACCUGAGCGGCUUGCCUGAAGAACUGAAGCUCCUGAGGAAGCUCCAGCUCCUUGCUUUGGACUUCAACCGCUUCGAGGAGCUCCCCGCCGCCGUCUGUAAGCUUCCCCGGCUUAGCAUCCUCUACCUAGGGAACAACAAACUUUUCCGGCUACCCGAGGAACUUCGGGAACUCAAGGAACUGAACACCUUGUGGCUGGAGACCAAUCGCUUCUCGGUUUUCCCGAGCGUGGUUUGCGAGCUGCCCAAUCUGAAGACCCUGCAUCUCGGCUACAACCAAAUACGACGCUUACCGGAGGAGCUCGGAAGGUUGGAGGAACUGAGGAGCAUCUGGCUGGCCGGGAACGAGCUGACGGAGUUUCCCAAAGUGCUGCUGGAAAUGCAGUUCCUCGCCGUCAUCGACGUGGAUCGGAAUAAAAUCCAACGAUUUCCGGGGCUCUGUCACUUGCAAGGACUCAAGUUGGUUAUUUAUGAUCACAAUCCGUGCGUUAAUGCACCCGUGGUGGCCAACGGGGUGAGGAGAGUCGGACGUUGGGCGGAUUGUUCUGAUGAUGAGCAGGAAGAUGAAGGGUCAAAACUGAAGAUGACGGAGACAGAAGAAGAUCUCAAUGUUCAACUCUCAUCGGGAUAG
Molecule: messenger RNA, 816 nt
Organism: Nerophis lumbriciformis (worm pipefish)
Lineage: Eukaryota; Metazoa; Chordata; Actinopteri; Syngnathiformes; Syngnathidae
Source: RefSeq, a predicted model, not a curated record